Gracilinanus agilis (Agile Gracile Mouse Opossum) is the source of this 459-nucleotide messenger RNA. It is a transcript of the gene IL38, whose product is annotated as interleukin 1 family member 10. Lineage: Eukaryota; Metazoa; Chordata; Mammalia; Didelphimorphia; Didelphidae. Gene Ontology annotation, molecular function: cytokine activity; interleukin-1 receptor binding. Bases 1 to 459 code for a protein of 152 amino acids. The transcript has 4 exons. Gene Ontology annotation, biological process: inflammatory response to antigenic stimulus; positive regulation of gene expression; cellular response to lipopolysaccharide. The record is from RefSeq and is a predicted model, not a curated record.
AUGUGUUCCCUCCCCAUGGCCCGGUACUUUGUAAUUAAGGAUACUGACCAGAAGCCUUUAUACUUGAGGAAUGAUCAGCUCCUAGUAGGAGAUCUGAACUCAGAGUUCUAUGGUGCAGAGAAGGUCUGCGUGCUUCCCAACAGAUCCCUUGAUCGCAACAAGUUCCCCAUCAUUAUGGGCAUUCAGGAUGGAUCUCGAUGCUUAGCGUGUGUAGAAGCAGGAGAAGGUCCUUUGCUACAAUUAGAGGAUGUGAACAUCGAGGAGUUGUAUAAGGGUGGGGAGGAGGCCACCCGCUUCACCUUCUUCAGGAGCAGCUCAGGCUCUACCUUCCGGCUAGAGUCAGCCGCCUGGCCAGGUUGGUUCCUUGAGGCUCCAACAGAGCCCCAAGAACCAGUCAGACUCAUCAAGGAGAGUGAGCCAUCCCCCAGAACACAGUUCUAUUUUGAACAGAGUCGGUAG